Adineta steineri is the source of this 1131-nucleotide messenger RNA. NCBI's taxonomy places the organism in Eukaryota, Metazoa, Rotifera, Eurotatoria, Adinetida, Adinetidae. The record is from the annotation of a GenBank genome assembly.
AUGAGUGGAACUAAACGUACAGGAUUUGCAUAUUUUUUUGCAUUAAUCGGUGGUCUUUUUGGUUUACAUCAUCUUUAUUUGGGUCGUACACAACAUGCUUUAUUAUGGUUUACUACAUGUGGUGGUUUUGGUAUUGGUCUUCUCUAUGAAUUCAUAUUUUCAAUAAGAGACUAUGUUCGUGAAGCAAAUAAUGAUAAUCUAAUACGUAAUCAAUAUCAACAGAAAAUGCGAGAACAAAAAUCGCCAGCUUUUGAAUUAAUAAGAUUUUGUGGUCAAUUUCUUACUGCUGUUUUUUAUGGUUGUAUUACUUAUUAUGCUUUUCCUGAUACAUGGCUACAAAAAACAUUCCCAUCAUUAUUUAUUGCAUCUUGUUCAGCUAUUGCUAUUGCUCUUGGCACUCAAUUAGUUGGUACACUUGGUCCUCGUCAAUGUUCGUUUAUUUGGCCAUUAUUAGGUGCUGGAUUUGGAAUACCAUUUCUAAUGACAAAUGGUAAUACAUCACCAUCAUUUAAUAUCGCAGCAUUUCUUUCAUGUUUAAUAUUUGAAUGGAAAAUUGAUUGGGAUCCAGAAUAUUUUCCAGAAGAAUCUACUUCAACAUCAACAAAAGCGGAAAAAAAACCACGACGUCAUAUUAUUAAACGUUGUCUUAUACUUGGAUGUGGUGCAAUUGUAUUUGGAAUAAUAUUAUCAUCAGCUAUUUAUCAAAAUUUACAUGUUGAUAUUAAUGGUGAACGUGUUAAAAUCAAAGAUGUUAUAGCAGAUUUUUUUAAAUCACAAGAAUUUAUACAAUUAUACAACCAAUUAUCAUAUAUCAUGAAAGAAUUGUAUAAUUUUUAUUUACAAUAUGGUUUUAAAGGUAUAUGGACACAGAUAUGGUCAGAAUUGAAUUCUGCAAGUGAUAAACAAGCAUUUGAGGUACUUAAUCUUAAAUCUGAUGCUUCACAAAAAGAAAUUGAACUCCAAUGUCGAACAUUAUCACGUAAAUGGCAUCCUGAUCGAUAUCGAGAUAUUGAUGAAAAACAAAAAGCUGAAGCUACAUUUAUGAAUAUUCAACAAGCAUGUAAUCGUUUAUCAGACGAACGUAAACGACGUCAAAAUAUUAAUACACAAAAACGUGAAAAUCCAAAAUAA